This is a messenger RNA of Abrus precatorius (Indian licorice), 483 nucleotides long. RefSeq lists its product as uncharacterized. Bases 1 to 483 code for a protein of 160 amino acids. The transcript has a single exon. The record is from RefSeq and is a predicted model, not a curated record. NCBI's taxonomy places the organism in Eukaryota, Viridiplantae, Streptophyta, Magnoliopsida, Fabales, Fabaceae.
AUGUCUCCUUAUCGGGUUGUUUUUGGUAAGGCAUGUCAUCUACUAGUAAAAGUGGAGCAUAAGGCAUUCUGGGCGAUUAAGCAAUGUAACCUAGAUAUAGAGGCAGUUGGCUCGCAUAGGAAGCUUCAAUUACAAGAGUUGGAGGAGAUUCGUAGAGAAGCAUAUCAGAACUCCAACAUCUACAAAGAGUAUACCAAGGCUUUUCAUGAUAAGCUAAUAGGGCGUAAAGAGUUCCAUAUUGGUGACAAAGUCCUUUUAUAUAAUUCUAGACUUAAGUUAAUGCCCAGUAAAUUGAGAUCUAGGUGGGAUGGUCCCUUUCUUGUUAUUAACGUUUUUCCUUAUGGUGUUGUUAGACUUCAGGAUAUAGGAUCGCAAAGGAGGUUCAAGGUUAAUAGGCAUCAGCUCAAGGUUUUUCAUGAGAGCUUGGGGGAACAUAAACAAGAGGAGGUCACUUUUGAAUUGGCCACCUACCCUGAUUUAUAA